Messenger RNA from Anisakis simplex (herring worm), 327 nucleotides. The record is from the annotation of a GenBank genome assembly. NCBI's taxonomy places the organism in Eukaryota, Metazoa, Nematoda, Chromadorea, Rhabditida, Anisakidae.
AUUAUUGAAGCAAUCAAGGAUUUGGUCACAAAUGCUCCGUUCGACUGCAGUGAAAACGCAAUGUGCCUCCAGGCAAUGGACUCGUCUCAUGUGGCGUUAGUAUCGUUGAAACUAGAAGUUGGCUUAUUUGAAACGUAUCGUUGUGAUCGAACCAUUAAUUUGGGAAUGAGCUUAGCGAAUAUGGCUAAAGCUUUGAAAUGUGCUAAUAAUGAUGACACUUGUCUCAUUAGAUAUGAAGAGAAUGACGCUGACUCAAUUACGUUCACAUUCGAAGAUACUAAGAGACCAUAUUUUGUUGGCGAAGAUCCUGCAGUUCUUUCAUCUUGA